UGCGUCUCUGUGAACGUUGUAAAGAUCAGAAGUAAUUUUUGAUCGAGUGUUUUACGUGAUGCUCCUUAGUUUUAUUCAACACUCUCUCGAAUGGAAUAUUAAAAAAGUGACGAUCUCACACCGAUCGAUUAUAAAUCAAAAGUAAGCCAGUGUGUAAGUUGUUGCUCUUUGUUCGUUGUACAAACAGGAACUUCACUUGCCCCCAGAGGGGCAGCAGAUAAUAUGUGGAGCGACCAGCUGGGCCUCUUGCUAUGGAAAAAUUAUGUCAUCCGAAAACGAAGACCGGGCAUGUUGGCCCUUCUCUUCCUAUGGCCAGUGGUGGUUUUUCUCAUUUUGUACACCUUCCGAGACAACACCGAUCCUGAGUAUAACCCGACUUGUCAAUUUCCCGGUCGAUUGAUGCCGCAAACUGAAUUUUUGCCAUUUUUGCAAAAUUACAUCUGCACCGUGGGAAACCCCUGCGAGCCUCUCUCGGAGUAUGAAAAAGUACCCGCAUAUAGAAAUUCAAAAUUAGGGCCGUUACUGCACACACUGCAGCCCUUGCUAAAAAAUGAAACGAUUUUGAACGCGGCCAAGGAUUUACCAAAGAGUAUAACGUUUCUGAGAUCAAUGGCCGAGGUCCUCACGCGGCCAGGAGUUAAGCAGAUAUUUGAACGAGGCAUUCACUUCGGUGACUUGUUCAAGGAUCACGACGAGGUAAGAAAACUCGUGAAACAAGAGAUACCCGAGCUCAGACCUGUGGUGGUGGACAAUUUUCUCAAUGCCUCGAUAAAAAUACAAUACCUCGUCGAGGCUUUGGGCUCGUCAAAUAUGGACGGUAUAAUUUGCAGCCCUCAGAUUCUGAAGGAAUUUCUCAUAUUGCCAACCGAUGAGGAUCUUUCGACGGUUUCAAAAGCUCUUUGUGGUCUGAAUUCAACACUGAUUCCAGACCUUGUGCAACAUGUGGUCGAACAAUUAGACUUCGACGGAAUGUUCGGCAUGAUUAAUUUAGUAAUGGCUAAAUUUCGUACCUACGACAUUUUUAGCGAUAUUCAACAGACCGUGGACUCGAUACUGAGCCUGAAAAUGAUGGACCUGAUCUUCCCGGAAAAGUUAAGACUGAGAAAGUGGCUUCCGAAUAUAAUCCCCCUUUUCAAAAACGUCACUUUCAAAGAAAUCGAUCUUUCGUUCAUCCCCCGAGCAAUCGACUUACUAGAUCCUGUUUUCGUCGAUGAGUAUGAUUGGCCAACGGCUAGAAAAGCUAUCCUCAAAUUCAAUUCCAUGCUAGAACUUGCGAAGGACUUGACUCAGAAUAAAACGAACGAGAAGAUAUCACCAAAUGGCAUUUUUGAGAUGACGACGAGUAUCGUGGAUAUUCUGAACACAUCGAUUUAUUCACACAAUUCCGAAAGCGUUGGUGAGAUCAUGGAUAACGCGUGGGCAGUAUUGCAGGGUGGUGUAAAGCUCACUAAAACUCUCAUCUGGCAAAAUGAGAAUAAUUUCGAAAUGGGUGCCGAAGUUUUGGACGGUUUGACGAACUUCUUCCCAAAAAAGAUCCUGAACCCGAUAUCCUACUUAGUUUCAUUGACAGACAUAGUAGUUCAAACGGUCCAUCACGUGGCUAAGCUUCAUUUGGAAAGUUCAAGACGAGUUUGGAACAUCAGCCAAAAUUAUACCACCAUCGUUCGUCCGAUCUUGGCAAUGAACUCGUCAAUAUACCGUACGGUCGUUGAAUCCUUUUCACGACUGGAUAUAGUCCAGGACUUUGUGGAAGUGAACAAAAAUGCCGGGGAAAUAUUUUGCGAAACGAAAAUGUUCAACAGAAUAUUUAACGCCUCCAAAAAAGUUUCAUCCCAGGACACCGAAGCCAUAUCGCUACUCCUAUGCGGCGAAGAAGGACGAAGGUUUCUAGCUGAAAUCUACAACAGUUUCGAAAUAAAUAAUUUCGAACGAAACGUGAAAAAUAUGCUGUCCACAUUCGUUUACGCGGCUGCAGGACAACCGGUUCCAAUUUCGAAUUCCAACAUCACCUCGCUCAUCAGAAGCAUCAAGCACUUUGUGACUUACUUGGAGACUCCAAGACCUUCGGAGGCACCGGGUUGGAAAGAGUUGGCACCCAGCGAUGCCUGGUCCGAUACAUUCAAGGAUACAAGUGCCAGGGGCAGAUUAGACGUUCUCGGCAUUCAUCUGAGCGUUGCGAGGAAAGUGGGAAUGCGUAGUUUCAGUUUCACCACGAUCAUGCCGACUCUUGAGAACAUAGAUCAUAUGGCUAAGAUGAUCGUGCAGACAUUGGAGACCGAAGCAGCGUUGAAGUGGACGAAGGAAGUUGACGAAGACGUGCCUUUGCUAGUCGAUACGUUUUACCUUACCGCUGCAGAUCGACAAAAGGUUCUGAGAAUCCUUGAAAUUUCUAACUUCACGGCAACCUACUGCAAUGACGAAAAUUACCCUCCAUUGAUAAACUAUCUUAAGGGAUCGAACGAAACUCGGUUAAAAAACGACAUCUGCCAUUUAUCUCAAUUCAUCGAAAGCAGAACUGAAUUGGAUGCCAGCAUUACUAUACCCACUACGAACAAUACUCCUGUGUCCCCUACACCAUUCAAUUGGACGACAUUCAACGACCGACUGAUAAGAAUUUACCGCGAAAUAGAUCUAGUCAUACAUCAAAUAUAUCCGGAUCUCAGACCAGAGAGUCAACGAGAGAGAUUGAUAGACGAAUUCAUCGUUUCUUGGACGAAAAAUGUCUCCGUGAGCGAAGGCUUUGAAGUCAGUAUAGGACUCCUGUGUAAGUUAGGUGAAAUGUCCGAAAACGGUUUUUGGGUAUUCGGAUUCACUCGUGCUUGGGACUUUAAAAAUUUAAAGAUCAGAGAAAUAUCGAAUAUUUUCCAAGCAUUGCAAGAUCGACUCACCAUCAUCAAAGACAAAAAUAUGACGUCUCGAGUCAACUUGCGGUUCAUGCCGGAGACGGGAAUACUCGAAGAAAUCGUUCUUAGAAAUAUUCAAGAUGGUCUUACCGACCUUGUUGACAUGCUGACGCUGAAAAUGCCGAACAUUUCAGCGCUGAUAGAUUACAAGAAUAGAGAAACUAGCUGGCCGUGCGUGAAGGAACAAAGUAUUGGUGAAGUUUUAGCGGUUCGUAACGGUACUCGUAAUAUUAUCAGAGAGAUUGAAAGGAUCGCCUGUAAUCCUGGAUCGUUUAUCAACGAAUGGCAGCAGACGUUCGAGCAGGAUAUUAAUACAGAGAGGGAUGCUCCGCGACCGUUUAACUGGACGGAGGGAUAUACAAGGUUUCGAAAGCUCAUGGCCGACUUGCGCGAAUUAUCUCCGGAUACUAAUAUUCUAUCGGAUCAACCUUCGGUAUCCCUAACCGACGUCAAGCGUGCUUUCGAAAGUGCGAAGAAAUUCAUUGACAGUAAAUUCACCGAUAAAUCUGUUUGGAAUGAUAUUCUGACGGGCGUUGAUAACCAACUGAACAACCUAAUAGAUAAGUCCAAUUAUUCUAUUUGGACAACAGACAAGAUUGAAGAUCCUAACUAUAACGUAGAUCCGUUGAGCAGACUCAUCGCCCUCGCUAAGUACGCCGGUCACGUAAUUCACGAGAUGUCUACCGUGGCCUUGAGUAUCGUCAACAAAGGGCCGGUGAUCGACGCAUUCUCUGUGCUUGGAUUCGGAGACCGAACCCCGCUCAAAAUAGUCUAUUCUCAUCUUCCUGAUCUCAUAGCGAUGUUCGUCAACGGCUUGGCGAGUUCAUCGAUAAUGAGGAAGAUUUCACUAGCUUCGAAAAAUCCGUACGGCGGUCCUGCCUGUGUAGAUGUAUUUGACUGGUUUGGCGAUUUCCGAAACGGGAUAUCCGUCGAUGAGUAUCAAAUCCUGAAGAACUGCAUCUGUAACUUCGAUCCAACGAACUUCAACGAUUUCACCAAUGUCAUUCUGACGGAAGAAAUAAUCCGAGGACAGCCAGUAAAGGACUAUCCUUUGUUUGCUGGAAGGAGUAUCUUCAAACUGUACGAAUUGGGCGAAGCCAUAAAAACAGCCAGUAAAACAGGAGUAAAAGUACCACCACCGUUCACUGUUCAGUACUGGGAUGUCGUCUUUCGAAAUUUGACUCAUGAAUUGGAACGGCAUCAUUCCAUACAAAGGGUCGUCAGCGUUGACUCUACCGAACCAUUUCACGUGGCGGUCGAAUUUGCCGCUGAAAUAUUGAGACACCUUGCAACUUCCCUCAAUAAGCUUGCAGCUGACGAAAAACUAGACGGUUUUCAUCUCUGGGAUUUAGUUGAAGACGGUGAUAUCCGUCAGCUUUUCAAAGUCCUCGAAUCGCAUCCUACCGAAUCCAUCGCUCUAGCUGCGUCACUGGCCCAGUUCGAACCAGAAACAGGUCAUCCAACAGUAUUUAGCGGGAUAAAGAUGAAGAUGUGCGAUCAUCACUUCAAUUCGGGAUAUUGGAACAACAGCGAGAGGGUUCAUUUCUUGAGAACAAUCUGUUCCUUCGAUCCGUACCAGCUGCUGAAGAGUUUAACGAGCCAGGAAUUUUAUGACUUGAUCCAAGGUCCGAAUAAGAAUUUACAAAGGGAAUCUUCGCUCUCGGAAUAUCUGGCUAACGUAAUCAGCGCAUCCUUCGGCUUGUCGAGGUCGCAUCCUAGCGUCAAAUUCAAGACGAAUAUUUUUAACGUAACUACGUGGCGAAAUCUUGACAACAACACGUGGUCGAUAAUCGAGAAUACGGAAGAAUCCUGGCUGCGAGAUUACUUACAAUUAGAUUCUUCAGGAAUGGAAGAAUGGAACCCGACAUACCCAUCACCUAGGAUAGCGAUGACGGAACGAUUCGAUUAUUUCAUUCAGUUAUCCAACUUACUAGUCAAUUUAGCAUCGGGGGGCGACAUGUGGUCGAAGCUACGAACACUGUACGAAUCGAACCCUGAAAUGAACGCGACGCUUUCAUUAGCUGAGGGUUUACCAAAUUUAAUGUUAACAAUCGUCAACACUUUUUUCAACGGGGAAAUAACAAACUCCUCGGUCGGCUCUUUGAUUGACGGAAAGGUGAAUCUAUGUGAAUUUAACAAGUACUUAAUAGAGCCUCGACAUAUGCAGGGAGAAGGAUUUCUCGGAAACUUCACUCAGUCGUGUCAAAGAAUGUCACAAUUGAAAAAAACUGGACACUUUUUAUUCGAAGAUAUUUUCGAACAGACGGAGGGAACUCGCGGCACACUCCCGGGUAGAAAUGAAUCGUCCGUGAUGAACCAUAUAAGACAAUUACAAAAAAUCAUCAUUCGAACCAUAUCCGAAGGACAGGCGGACUUCAAACCGCCCAAGUUUAUCACAUCGUUUAUCGUGGGAAAUCUGAACAAUUUUGUCGCGGAAUACGAGGCGAUGGAUCCACACGUUCUCGUGAAUUCAACAGCCCAUCAAAUGUCCAAACUUUUGCAAAGUCUGAUCGAGGCGACAAGCCGCAAUAAUAACUGUGCCGUGUGCGAGGGGCUGUUCAAUUUCUUACGAAUUUUGAAUGGCCAAUUAUCGAAUCACGCUCUCUACGAAAAGCUCGUUUACUCGUCUGGGAAAUUAAAUGCCGAAGAGCUGCGGGACAUUCUUUUCAACAAAUUGAAAUGGACGAUUCCGAUCAACGACGCGGCGAAUAUCAACGGUCGCUUUAUCGCCAGUAAAAAUAUCUUUGCGGAUUUGUCUAACGAAAUGGAGAAGACAAUGCAGUAUUUAACCGAGAUCGCGUUGGGAUUUUUUGAUACAACUAAAGGAAACGCGUCUGCUACUGACAACAGCAUAUCUGCUACCAGUAUCCUCGCGAAACCAACAACAUAUAUUGGAUUACUUCGCGUAGCUUUGGUCUUACUAAACGAACACGUAACAGUAAUCGACACUCUGAGAACACACGAAAAAUUAAUUGAACUAGGGAAACUAUCGGAAACAUCUGUGCCGAUUUGGAAACCUAUAGAAGAAGUUGUCGUGAAAUCGGAUGUAGAUAUAAUAGAAAGAAUGUUUGGUCCAGCCUUUAUCAAUGUUAACAUGAUAAACACUAACGCAACGAAAAGCGAGAUGGAUUUAUACGAUAGCCUUGUAUCAAAAAAAUUGGCAAAGUUUCUACGAUACUCGGAUAAUUCGACCAAUUUUUCUUCGAUCACGGACAUUCCUCGUCAGUUGUCGAAAAGCUUGGACUUGGACAAGAUUCGAGACAAAUUACCCGGGUGGCGUAAAGACGCUACGAAAAAAUUAUUAUGGCUGAAAAAUAUACUGAGCGAUUUGGAUAUGAUAGCGCUAGAAUCAGGAAAUAUGUUGAACAUCGCCAGCACCAUAAAUUUUGAUGGCGACGUAUUAGAGAAUCGACGUUUACUCGACGAUGUUAUGAAAUUGCUGAGGGAGGAGACUAUAGACAAAUUUUUUAACGGGUUCAAUACGCUUUUGGAUGACGUCGAACCGUUCAUUGAAAACCCGCUGGUAAAAAAUGACCUGCGAACCGCACUGAGCAUGCUAGAAUCCAUGGAGAUAUUUAAGAAUCUUGGGUUGCUGAACACCAAAUAUGAAAUCAAAAAAAUGUUUCCCAACUGGCCUGUUAUGCGGUCAUAUUUGAUUAAGACUGUCGGGUUAAGCACAAAUACUACGGAGGCAUUGGGUCCAGGAAAAGUUGACAUGCUUUCGGUUUACUCGAAGGAAUCUCGAACCGUCAGCAUCAAGGAGACUAUCUGUUCACCGGAAAAACUUGGCGAAAUUUUCGAAUUCGAAACCGGUAAUGUCACCAUGGAAGAGAUCAGCGAUACGUUGUGCCAGCUGGGAAGUGAAAGGGCGCAGAAUAUCACGGUUAAUUUGAUCAAGAAGCUCAACUUUGGAUCGCUAUUCAAAGACGUAAUGGGCGCCAGCGUGAAGAAUAUCUUGUCCAAUGCUAAUUUGAACGAGAAAGAAGGGAUGGAGAUCAUAAACAAUUUGGGAUUUGCUGCCAAACUAGCACCGCUGCUGAAGGACGCUGCUGUUAACAUGUCCGAUCAGUUCACAGCCGACUACUUGAUCGCUAAUGAUACCAACAAUGAGGCUUCGUUAUCGACGAAUCAGGACAUGAACUUUCCGCAGUUUCUGAAAGAAAGUGGUGAAAUGUUGUGCGGAAAGUCAAUGGUUCAAGAUACCGGUAAAUUUUUCAAAAUAAUUUCCCAGAUCGAAGAAAACGGAGCAGAAUUUAACGAUGUGGAGCUCGCCUCAUUGCCUACUGACUCGUGUAAAGAUGUAUAUAAGGAGAUUUCAAAAAUAGCCGCUGGUAAAAUUUUAUGGACUUACGUGAAACCUCUGCUACGAGGUCGCAUAUUGUACGCUCCACGUACGAGCUUUAUUGAUAAAGUCAUGGAAGAAACGAAUUCGACCUUCGCUCAUAUCGGAAAUUUUGGAGUGCUGAUCGAUAGCUUUGAAAGGAGUAUGACCUCUUUAGCGAACAUGACGGAACUUGGAGACAGUUUGAUCGAUUUGCAGAAAAUAUUUAAAUCAAAAUUGAUGAAGAUUGCUGUAAAAUCAUUCAGCGGGACUUCAUUAGGAAUUGAUCUGGAGAAUUUCGAUUUGGCAAAGCUGGCUUGGAGGAUAAAGAAUUCUCAUACAUUGAUUCGAACCAUCCGUAUGCUGAACAAAGUUAUGGAUUGUGUUUUGGCUAACCGUAUCAUCGGUUUCGCCUCAGAAGAGGAGCUCGAAAAAGAAGCCGAUCGUCUUGUCGGGACGAACGACUUCCUAGCUGGUAUUGUUUUUGUCGAAGACAGAGCCGAGCGAUCGAAAAGAUCAUACGAGCAAGGAUCGUCCGACAAUAUUACCUACAAAAUUCGAAUGGACGUAGACUCUGUACCCUCAACUUCGAGGCUGAAGAAUCAAUUCUGGACUCCUGGACCCGAGGGAAGUUUCGUAGAAAAUUUGCGUUACCUCAGAGGAUUUAUACAACUACAAGAUUCGGUCGAUCGAGCAAUCAUAAAGGUCAAAACUCAGACUCAACAACAGUGGAAAACAGUUUCUCAACAAAUGCCGUAUCCCUGCUGGAAAUUUGUUCAAUUCCAAUCGGCGUUGUACGAGAGUCAAGGUCUUCAAGUUUGUUUCUUUUUCGCGCUGAUGUUGUGCGUAGGGACGGUCGUCAGACAUAUUGUUUGGGAACGAGAAUCGCAAAAUGCAAUGGUGAUGAGCGUAAUGGGCCUGAAAUCACGACAGAAUACUUUCGCGUGGUUCAUAGUGUCAAUAAUCGAGUUGUCCGUCGUGGCGAUAAUUAUUUUCACAAUUUUAAUGGGCGGGAAAAUUUUGCCACGCUCAGAUCCUCUUCUUGUAUUGUUCCUCCUCCUCGACUAUGUCUUCGCCACCGUGACAUUUUGUUACAUGAUUUCGACGAUGUUCAGUUCCGCGAGCUUGGCGGCGGUCACCACAGUUGUGUUUUUCCUACUAACUUACAUGCCUUACAUCAUAGUAAUCGCGAUGGAGGCCAGCGUAAACUUGGCCGUCAAGUUAUUAAUGUGCCUGAACAUGUCAACCAGCUUUUGCUUUGGAUGUCUUUACGCCGUUCGAAAAGAAGUUCAGGGUACCGGAUUGACCUGGGCUUCCAUGUGGGAGGAGUCCAGCCCCGGGGAUCCGAUGUCUCUGGGCUUGGUUUUCUUGACGAUUGCAUUCGACGGAUGCUUAUACGCUUUGAUCGGCUACAUCAUCACUCGAUAUACGAAUUCAGGUAGAGGGUUUCAUGGACUGAGGUCCAUUAGCUUGUGGUGGGCCGAUACCAGGACAUACUAUGGACGGCCAAGCUACCUCGCCUUCGAGAACCAGGUGUAUUUCACUAACGACGUUGUUGUUCCAUCCUCAAGCACACAUCAAGAUUCAGACAGUGACGCUACGAAUUUCAACGUCCAAGACGAAAAACAGGUCGGCGUUCGAUUUGACAAUGUACGCAAGGUAUACCAAACUGAAACAGGCGAGUGCGUGGCCGUUGAUGAUUUUUCGAUAAAACUUAUGGAGGGAGAGGUCACUACUCUUCUUGGUAGAAACGGCGCUGGAAAAACCACCAUAAUCAAAAUGUUGACUGGCAUGGAAGCACCGACGAGUGGUGAAAUUUGGCUUCCUAAUAACAACGACGCUGUACCUCACAUUGGAGUUUGUCCCCAAACCAACGUGCUAAUCGGUUGUCUCACUGCCCGAGAGCACAUGAUGUUUUAUGCAAGGUUGAAAAAUAGGAUCCAAGGCUACGACAUGGACAGAGAUAUCGAGACAAUGUUAACUUCAAUGGAACUGAACGGCCAAGAGGACGAAUUGGUGUCCAAACUUUCCGGAGGUACGCAGCGAAGGCUGUGCGUCUGUCUGGCGUUCAUCGGAGCUCCGAAUUUGGUGAUACUGGACGAGCCCGGCGCCGGUGUCGAUCCGGCAGCCAGACGAAGGAUUUGGCGACUGAUUGACAAACACCGUAUAGGUCGUACGGUCUUAAUGUCCACUCAUUACCUGGACGAGGCUGAUAUGCUCAGUGAUACGGUUGUCGUAAUACACAAAGGAAAGAUCCUUUCCACCGGUUCGCCGUUGACUCUGAAAAUAAACUACGGCCAGGGGUACAGAAUGACGGUGUCUUUUUCGUCGCCCAGCCCGAAAGCUGUGAUGAUCAAGGAUAACGAAGGCGUUCCGAUGGGACAGGCGAAGACGAUGAGCAACUUGACAAACUUGGUUGAAAAAAUUGUGCCGAAUGCGACGGUGAACGACGUGAGCGACACGGAAGUCGAGAUAAUUCUCCCUUUCCAAAGGAGUCCCGGUGACGCAAACGACAUUGCGGGAGCGGUAAAAGCUCUCGAGGAUAACCAGGAGCAGUUAGGAUUUUCCCACUUCAACUUGGAGUGCGAUACGCUCGAAAGGGUUUUCCUUGAUAUGUGCGCGCACGCAGAUGGUGCGGAGAAGUACGCGAAACCCACAAGUCUUGAGAGUUUGAAUAGCGUGAACAGCAUCGGCUUCGCCAUCCCCACGGAGAACGUUGAUUUGAUAACGAAUGAACCGAGCAUGAAGCCUUCGGUGUUUCGGCAGGGUAAAGCACUGCUGAAAAAGAGACUGUGGCAUUUUGCCCGUGACUGGCGAGCGCCUCUAGCUGCUUUGAUUCUGCCCACUUUAUUUGUAGCCGUUGCAAUGGGUUUGUCUUUGAUCAGACCACCCUCUGACGAUCAGCGACCUUUGGUGCUGUCCACGAAACUGUACGACACGCAUCCGGUACAUUUCUACAGCAUUGACAGGAAGAGCGAUCAAUUUCACAAACGUGUUUCGCUACAGCUGCAGGAUAGAUUCGUCGACGCGAGUAAUGGAAACUGGCGAGCUUUUUCAAACGACACGGGAAGCUGCGACUGUAUCGACGGAGACCAGGUUUGCGAGGGACUUCCAGCACCGGUCGAAGGUUUGAUUGAAACGAAUCCAGGUCGUGCAACCCUCGACUGGAUCAUUUCCACCCAGGAGCAGUACAUAGAGAAGAGAUACGGGGGAUGGUCACUGAACCACAUGGAUUCGGAAGACGGAACUGGAGUCUUCGUGGUUUGGUACAACAACAAAGGUCACCAUUCCCUACCGGCUUAUCUAAACGCGCUGAAUGAAGCUAUCCUGAGAGCCAGCGGUGUUUCUGGUCACCUCACCACGAUCAAUCAUCCUCUCAAAUCCUCCAGAGACCAACUGAAUCGCACGACCUUACUUCAACACGUCGCUGACGUAGGCAUCGGUCUCGUGUUGCUCGUCGCGUUCAGCCUGGUCGGUGCCCAAGGUGCCAAAGAAUUGGUCCGUGAAAGACUCUCCGAGGAGAAACGAAUUUUGUACCUCGCUGGAGUGAAGCCUUUGACUUACUGGACGACUGCCCUCAUCUGGGAUCUUCUGGUCUUCGCCGUUUCAAUUCUACUCGCCGUUAUAGUUUUCGAAAUAUUUGGUCUUUCCGCUUACGUUGCCAAAGAAAAUCUACCCUCCGUCUGUGUUCUGCUUUUCCUCUACGCAUGGGCAGUAAUUCCGUUCACGCAUCUGGCAGAAAAGAUGUUCGACGACUCGAGCCUUUCCAACAUGGUGCUCUUCUGCCUAAACACCUUUAUCGGAGUUUUGUCCUUGGCGACAAUAUUGACGAUCGACGUACUCGGAACAAGUAAGACGGCCGAAGACGUGAGAAACUUCCUCCAUCAGUUGCUAUUGAUUUUCCCUCAGUACGCAUUGGGCGACGGUUUGGUUCGAAUAUCAACGAAUGAUAUAACCGCCAACCUUCUCGAAAGAUUCCACAUGAACACUUACAAGUCACCCCUGAGCUGGGAUCUCCUCGGUCCUCACUGCCUCUACCUAUUCAUGGUCGGCGCGAUUCUGUUCGCGACUAAUUUGGCGAUCGAAAGUCGCGCGCUGCCUGCUUUCCGUGACAAAAAAGUUCCGCUCUACGCGACGAAUGACGAGGACGAGGACGUAGCGAAGGAAAGAGCCAGGAUAGAAAAAGGACUCUGUCAAAAAGUCUUGAAGACAAUUAGACUGCGAAAAGUGUACGAGAGUUCGCAAGGGAAGAACGUCGCCGUUCACGACCUCAGUUUCGGUAUUCAGGCGGGCGAAUGUUUCGGGCUCUUCGGCGUAAACGGCGCGGGAAAAAGCACCACCUUCAAGAUGUUAACGACGGAGAUCAUCCCCACGGCUGGUCAGGUUGUUCUGAACGAUAAAGAAAUCGGAUCUGGACCGCUGUGCUCCGGAGACGUUGGCUACUGUCCUCAGAGCGACGCUCUCGACCCUUUCCUCACGCCACAUCAAUCUCUGACCAUUCACGGCGAGGUUUCCGGUCUCCGGAACGUCCCGAGGGCGGUUGAAACGGCUUUGAAGCGAUUCGAUCUCACUAAAUACGCUCAUCAAAGGGUGGCCAGUCUCAGCGGUGGAAACAAGAGAAAACUCAAUGCGGCGAUCAGCGUUUUGCUUCCCUCGCGCGUCGUUUUAAUGGACGAAGCGACCAGCGGGAUGGAUCCUGCGUCAAAGGAUUUGGUGGCGAAGGCCAUAAAAUCGAUAAUUAAAAAUCGGGGAAGCGUUCUGAUGACCUCUCACAGUGUGGCUGAUUGCGAAAAUCUUUGUACCAGAGUCGGCGUCCUGGCCAAAGCUGGACUGAAGUGCAUCGGAUCACCCCAAUACCUGAAGCACAGGUACGGCGAAGGCUACAUCGUAUUUCUGCGGUUCAAGGGUCCCACUUUGUUAUCAGAACUUCUGGAAUCAACGGCGAGACAUCUUCCAGGAGCUAGUAUCGCCUCGAGGCAAGCGGUGGCCGCGCGACUUUUGGUACCUCGUAAACCGAACACCAAACUAAGUUCGGUACUGGCGAGCCUUCGAGAUUUGGCGACUGAAUUGAACGCCGUCGACUACACGCUUACGCAGAGCUCCUUGGAUCAGGUCCUGGUCAACUUUUCCGAAGAAUUCGACGACGCUGACAGAAUAUUCGAAAAUAUGGGAUCGAGCGGUUCGCGGCAUCGUUUCAACGUCCAAGACGCAAUUCACAUGGACACCAUAAGGAACGAACGAUUCACCUCGUUGCCGAUCAGUUAAGGAUGAUUGAAUAUGUUAGAUGUACGUAAUAGCGUAAAUUUUGAUACUGUGAUAACGUAUUAACGUAACCGCCGAGUGGCCGAUUCACCGUAUUACCUAUCUUGUAGCCAUACGUUAUUAGAAAUUAUUGGAAUAUUUAAAAAUUACUUUAAGCAUUUUAUUUUUAUUGCACGAACGGAUUGUUCAAUAUUUCGAGACGAGAUUUUGUUUGAUGUACGUGUACUUGCUCUUAUUGUCGGAUCGACUUACGAAAAUAAACUAUUUCUUUGAUA
Molecule: messenger RNA, 12761 nt
Organism: Athalia rosae (coleseed sawfly)
Lineage: Eukaryota; Metazoa; Arthropoda; Insecta; Hymenoptera; Athaliidae
Gene: ldd
Product: ATP-binding cassette sub-family A member 13
Exons: 50
Coding region: 223-12489 (4088 amino acids)
Biological process (GO): transmembrane transport; lipid transport
Cellular component (GO): membrane; intracellular membrane-bounded organelle
Molecular function (GO): lipid carrier activity; ATP hydrolysis activity; ATP binding
Source: RefSeq, a predicted model, not a curated record